Penicillium samsonianum is the source of this 609-nucleotide messenger RNA. RefSeq names its product DUF3716 domain-containing protein. The record is from RefSeq and is a predicted model, not a curated record. The coding region runs from base 1 to 609 and encodes 202 amino acids. NCBI's taxonomy places the organism in Eukaryota, Fungi, Ascomycota, Eurotiomycetes, Eurotiales, Aspergillaceae. The transcript has a single exon.
AUGGCCUAUGGCCCGACUGAGAACAACCCCCCGGCGGGACCCUGGGCUAGAGUCGCACUCCGCCUUCCUUGGCCUGUCUCCAAGCAAGAUGACAAGAUCCUCUCUCCGCUAUUAUGUCUUCUUUAUCAGCAACCUUUCAAGAGGGAAAUAAAACUUCGUGAAGGUAUCGAUUGGAGUGCAGAGACCUUUUACAUGCGUAUUGGUGAAUCGCGAAACCAUGUUGAAGCGAUCUAUAUCUUCAUGAUCGGAGAUAUCUGCGACAUUCGAUGCGACCACUGCCUACGAGGCCGGGGUCCUUUCCCCCUCUGCGUCGUAAACAGACAACAUGGUGCACCUAAGGACUGUGCCAAUUGCUGGUGGGCAUCUACCAACCGCAAUCAACGAUGCUCCUUUGCUAUUAGAGGGACCGUCGCAUACCAGCAGCAAGUCCUCCCCAACAGGGGAAUCUCUAACAUGUCACCUGCCAUGCGUGAAGACUUUUGUCAGCUUUUGAACCACUACGGGAAGCACGGAAUCUAUUCACCCCACGUGUUAGAUCUCUCAUAUUCAAUCUUUUCUCUCUUCGUGCAAUGCCUCGCUACCGUCGCCCUUUCUACAUACCUGGGUUAG